AUGUCUGUUCCAUAUCCAGUUUGUUUUUGGUUGUAUCUCAUUUUUCUUAUUCCAUCUGUUCUAUGUUCUCUCUUCUGUCUUUAUCAUUUUCUUGUCGAUCGAAUACUUCGAAAUGCUCUACAUAAUCAUUUUAUUAUUCUCAUUCUCGCCUUUGGCACUUUUCUCAAUCUGACGGACUUAAUUUGGUUCAUCGAUUUCUACCGAACUGGCCAUGUUUCAGUAUUCACACGUGUAUUUUGCUUUACGUGGACAUAUAUUGAUUAUGCUGUAUAUGUAGUCAUUACCCUACUUGUAGCUUGGGGUGCAAUUGAACGACAUAUUCUCGUCUUUCAUCACAAUCUGCUUCGAACACGAAAAGCACGUUUCUUUCUACACUAUUUACCGAUAUUCAUGGUUACAAUUUACCCUUUUGUGUAUUACAUCAUCAUUUAUUUUAUUCUACCUUGUGAACCUAUUCUGGACUAUACGCAAAUAGAUUGUGGAGUUGCAACAUGUGCAGGCAAUAUUGGCGCACUUAGUGUGUGGGAUAGUCUUGCACAUAAUGUCGUGCCAAUAUGUAUGAUUGCUAUCUUUAGUCUAGCACUUUUGGCAAGGGUUUGGUACAGUAAGUAUCGUGUUAGCCAAAGAAUGCAAUGGAAAAACUAUCGGAAAAUGACUAUUCAAUUGGUAUCGAUCACUGGUAUAUAUCUGAUUAUUGUAUUUCCAUCAAUGGUUUUGUACACUAUGGAUACAGUUGGAGUGCUAGAUCCAUCUGCCUAUGAUUUUUAUAACAUAAGUUAUUACUGCUCGUAUUUCACAACUCUACUCAACCCCUUUGUGUGUGUUAUUGCAUUACCUGAACUUCGUAGUAAACUGCAACGGGUGUUUCAGGUUUGUUCAUUACGAAGAUGUGUUCGUAGUAAUCGAGUAUCACCAAUAGAUCAUCGGACAGUUGCGAUAGUUAAUACUGCCGAAUGA
Messenger RNA from Adineta ricciae, 957 nucleotides. NCBI's taxonomy places the organism in Eukaryota, Metazoa, Rotifera, Eurotatoria, Adinetida, Adinetidae. The record is from the annotation of a GenBank genome assembly.